UCAAAUCAAGACUGUUGGGCGACAGGUUUUUAGGUAUGCUCACAGCUUAAUAAAAAAGGCGAACGUGAGGACAUGCCUAGAGCAAAUCGAAAAGGCCAGAAUUGAACUAAAGACAAUGGCUGUAGAGUACGAAGCCACUCCCCUCCUCCUGCUCGCCAUCUUCGAUGAAGACUGCGAGCUCUUCUGUAAGGUAGUCGAGGAAUGCGCCAGUGAUGAAGACCUUGGGGACAUGCCAUGUUCUCCUUUCAUCAUUGCAAAAGGAGGCAGUUUUAUUACUGCAAGGAACUUCACCAUAUGCAUUGACACCCUGCCAGUGAUACACGCAACAAACCCAUGCCAGGCAUUCCGGCUCAUGUUUUUCGCACACUUUGCAUUUAAUCUUGCGUACCCUAAGGACACAAGCCUCUGCUUGGAGUUCACACAGCGGACCAUUGCAGGUGUCAAUCCUGGCAGGGGAACGAAGAUAGAGCGCACAAAGAAAAAACAACACUGCCUCUCCCCAAAAGUUGCUUCCCUCAUCACAUCGUUGCAAGACUUCGACUUUUAACUGUUCUGAAACUUCAAAACUUUUUCAUUACACACAGUUGGGCAACUGACCGACUAUAUUUCUACUACAUCGGGCUCUUCUGUAAGUGUUUCAAUAUAUACACCAUUGUCAUUUCUUUUCAUGCACUGUGAUAAUGCAAAUACUCUGUUUAAUGCCUUAUGCCUUCUUACUUUUAUCUGACUGCUUCAUGCAGUAGUAGUGUCAAGCAAGGCACAAUUUUCCUUAUUUGUAUUUUUGGAAUUAGUUUCAUGACCGGUUGUAUGCAUUUUAUUGUAAUACUAUUUUGAUAUGUAUAUUAUAGUUUCAAGAUUGGAACGUAUAAGCAGAGUGAAUUAAUAUUUUAUGGUUACACUGUGAUAAUACAACAGCUUGUCACAUGCCUUAUGUUUUGUUUGUAUCUCGGUGCUUAAUGCAAUACUAGUGUCAAGCAAGGCGUAGUUUGCCCAAGACACCUUCCUUAUGUAUAAACUUGUCAUUACAGUUUAGUGACUGGUUGGACUUAUUGUAAUACUACUUUCUCCAUUGUAUUAAAUAUAUUUUUAUAUUGUAGUUGUAAGGUUGAACGUACUAAGUAGAAUGAACCAAUAUUUUAUGGUUACACUGCGAAAAUGCGAACGCUGUUUUAUUCAUGCCUUGUGUCUUGUUGCUUGUAUCUCACUGCUUAGUUGUAAGGUUGAACGUACUAAGUAGAAUGAACCAAUAUUUUAUGGUUACACUGCGAAAAUGCGAACGCUGUUUUAUUCAUGCCUUGUCUUGUUGCUUGUAUCUCACUGCUUAGUUGUAAGGUUGAACGUAGUAAGUAGAAUGAACCAAUAUUUUAUGGUUACACUGCGAAAAUGCGAACGCUGUUUUAUUCAUGCCUUGUGUCUUGUUGCUUGUAUCUCACUGCUUAGUUGUAAGGUUGAACAUACUAAGUAGAAUGAACCAAUAUUUUAUGGUUACACUGCGAAAAUGCGAACGCUGUUUUAUUCAUGCCUUGUGUCUUGUUGCUUGUAUCUCACUGCUUCAUGCAGUACUAGUGUUAUGCAGAAUUGAUGCUUGUUAGGCGAGUUGGUGGUGCGUAAGUGCUAAAACAGAGUGAAGCAAGCCGGGACAAGAAAGAGCACACAACACGAGCGCUGACUUUCAACUGUUUAUUUCUUUCUGUUGUCAUGUAUAAAUACGCACAAGAACCACCAGCAUCAAAUUGAAAGCAUAGCCGAUACAACUCAGCCUUUUGCCGAUUGCCAACGAUCUAAAAACAUGAGUUCUUUUCUGAUAGUUCCAGCGAUGCCACGCUCACACACCUGUUAACUGCACAUGUAAUAUUCAUUGCCUCGAUAAGCUCCCUAACCCGCUAGUCCUUGUGACAGUCGGUAAUCUGACUCUGUUCAAACAAAGGCACGCAUGGCCUAGAACGGCACCUUCACCUAGAUUGAGUGCUGCAUUGACGGUAGCGCAGGCUACAAUGGUUACAAUGUUAAUUAGAGCAACCAGGGCCACCUCAGCCCGCACUGGCAUCAGUGCGGCACGCAAUCGGUGACGGAGCCAUUCAAUGCCAUGUGUGCCUUUCUUUGAACAGUCAUAUCAACCGUCGCAAAGACGAGCGGGUUAGGAAGACUAUCGAGCCAAUGAAUUUUUGCAUGUGCAGGUAACAGGUGUGAGCGUGUCAUCGCUGGCACUAUUAAGAAAAGAGCUGGGGUGUACUGGUGUGUGUCAGUCACCCUGAUUCUUUUCAGUUUCAAGCUGGCGGUCUACGUGUGUAUUUAAAUGGGGCUACACCAAGGAAUAAACAGUUGAAAGUCCUGUCUUGUUUCGCUUUGUUUUAGCAAUUGCCGUCAAGCAAGACACAUUCUGCCAAUAUUCAUAAUUUUCCUUAUGCGUAUAAUUGCCAUUAGUUUCGUAACCGGUUGGAUUUGGAUUUUUAUAUUUAUUGUAGUAGCAAUAUUAGAAGUACCAAGUAGAGUGAACCAAUUGGUUGCUUUAUGGUUACACUGUGAUAAUGCAAACAACCUGUUUCAUGCCUUAUGACUUGUUGCUCGUAUCUCACUGCUUCAUGCAGUACUAGUUUCAAGCAAGGCACAAUGUGACAAUAUGCACUAUUUCUCUAAUGCAUAUACUUGCCGUUACAGUUUAGUGACCGGUUGUAUACUCAUUGUGUUGAACUACUAUUUUAAUAAUUAUUUUAUUUUGCAAGAUUGGUUCACCCUACUUAGUACGUCCAAUGUUUUCGUUAUACUGUAAGAAUGCAAAAAGCCUUGGGCAUGCCUUAUGUUCUGUUGCUUGUAUCUCAAUAGCUGCUUCAUCCUGUACUAGUGUCGAGCAAGGCGCAAUUUGUCCAAGACACUCUCCUUAUGUGUAUACUUGCCAUCACACUUUAAUGACUGGCUUUCUUCAUUGUACAGGUAUUACUAUGUUCUUUGUUGCAAUCAUUGUAUUACCAUUUUAAAAUAGAUCAUAUGUUCUCCUGCAUACUUGCCAUUACUGCAUAUUGCGUGUCUUUUUGCUGUAUACUUUAUUUAGCAGCUGUGCUACAUAGGCAGUGCAGGGAGGGCAAUUUUAUUGUCAUUUUACUUGGGUCACCAGUCUACCAUUUACUUUAAUCACAUGAUGCUGGAAAGCAUAGUCAAAAACUAGUCAUAAUGACAUUGUUUACUAUUGCACUUGCAUUUACCAACGUUGUUGAAUACUAACUUGCCAUUUCUAGUAACAUAAAAGUAGUGAAAUAUUUCAUUGUGUUUAAACGUGGCAGCAGUUGCAAUGUUUUGUAUAUGCCUUUAUGUCAGUCAUUAAAGGUGGUGUGAAAGAAAUAAAGUCUCUGAAAUGACAGAAAAUAGAGCUUCGCAGAAAAUGUCGUCAUGAAAAAAAAAAGCUGUGAAAGAAUAGAAUAUUUCGUGACGGAAAAUGGAGCUUCACAGCAUUGUUCUGUUAGUUGCCGACUGAAAAAAGAACAGUGAAAUAACAGAAAAACAAACAGGAAACUGAAUUUCACAGGCAUUUUCUAUAAGUUGCAAGCAGAAUACCUGUGAAAUGACAGAAAAGGUAAAAACAGAAAACAUGACAUAACAGAAGCUUUCUGUCAAUUUCACAGGAAUUCUGUUAGUCGCAAAUAGAAAAAAGCUGUGAAUUGACAGAAAAAAGUAAAAACAGAAAACAUAGUGUAACAGAAACUUUCUGUCAAUUUCACAGAAAUUCUGUUAGUUGCAAACAGAAAAAACCUGUGAAUUGACAGAAAAAAGUAAAAACAGAAAACAUAGUGUAACAGAAACUUUCUGUCAAUUUCACAGAAAUUCUCUGUUAGUUGCAAACAGAAAGAACCUGUGAAUUGACAGAAAGAAUAAAAACAGAAAACAUACCGAAACAGACAUUUUCUGGCAGGCCAGCUGCCAGAA
This is a messenger RNA of Dermacentor silvarum, 3918 nucleotides long. RefSeq lists its product as uncharacterized. The coding region runs from base 116 to 547 and encodes 143 amino acids. The transcript is spliced from 4 exons. The record is from RefSeq and is a predicted model, not a curated record. Lineage: Eukaryota; Metazoa; Arthropoda; Arachnida; Ixodida; Ixodidae.